AUGGUGGACUACGAGACUAUCCCCGGAGAGCCCUCCUUCAAGCCUCUUCCGAUCUUCCCAUGGCUCUGGCUCGGGGCUCUCCGCAUGCCUCCGUCGCAGCUCCGCCCUGGGAGUGGAGGCAAUUCUGCACGCGCGGACUCCUCCUCCGAGAUUUGCGGCGUGCUGCUCUUGGGAUUGCUAUGA
This is a messenger RNA of Aspergillus melleus, 183 nucleotides long. RefSeq lists its product as uncharacterized. The transcript has a single exon. Bases 1 to 183 code for a protein of 60 amino acids. Lineage: Eukaryota; Fungi; Ascomycota; Eurotiomycetes; Eurotiales; Aspergillaceae. The record is from RefSeq and is a predicted model, not a curated record.